Rosa rugosa (rugosa rose) is the source of this 1070-nucleotide messenger RNA. Its product is annotated as protein N-terminal and lysine N-methyltransferase EFM7. The coding region runs from base 66 to 836 and encodes 256 amino acids. The record is from RefSeq and is a predicted model, not a curated record. The transcript is spliced from 7 exons. NCBI's taxonomy places the organism in Eukaryota, Viridiplantae, Streptophyta, Magnoliopsida, Rosales, Rosaceae.
GUGUUCUCCAUUGUUAAGUAAUUCCUUCUGGGUUUGAUUUCUGAGCAGAAGAAGAAGAAGCAAAGAUGGACAUAGCUCUCUUUUCCCCAUCUUCCCUUUUUGCCAACGACGACGACUCUUCCAGUGGUGAGGAAAACACAGAGACCCAGCAAAGCUUCGUAGAGAGGAAGCAUCAGUUUCCUGGAAUGGAGUUGAUCGUUCGAGAAUUUUCAUUUCAUCAGCUGAAUGCCAAUUUACUCUGGCCGGGGACAUUUGCAUUUGCAGAAUGGUUAAUUCAAAACAGGCCAUUGAUUGAGGGACGGCAUUGUAUUGAACUGGGCAGUGGUACUGGUGCUUUGGCCAUUUUCCUACAAAGAUUGUGUAAUCUUGACAUCACUACAUCAGACUAUAAUGAUCAAGAAAUUGAAGAGAAUAUAGCUUACAACUGCAGGGUAAAUGGAAUUGCACCUGCUCUCCCUCAUAUAAAGCAUACCUGGGGUGACAGCUUCCCUAAUAGGGAUCCAGACUGGGACCUAAUUAUUGCGAGUGAUAUCUUAUUGUAUGUGAAACAGUAUCCAAAUUUGAUAAAAAGUCUUUCGUUUCUCCUCACAUCUUACAAGCCAAAGGAGAAUGAAUCACAGCCUCGACCCAAGGACGAGCCAACUGGACAAUCUUUCAGUUUACCUCGGCCGUCAUUUCUGAUGAGUUGGAGACGAAGAAUUGGAAAAGAGGACGAAUCACUGUUCUUCACAGGGUGUGAGGAUGCUGGUCUUGAAGUAAUGCAUCUGGGCUCCCGGGUGUAUUGCAUCAAACCUAGAGAAAGUACUACAAACGGCGACCAAAUAGUGAAUUCUUAGAAGCUUUACUUAGAAUUAACCAUCUUGUAUUGGCAUGCCCACCAUUCUUUUCUUUAGUGGCUGAUGUCUUUGAGCGAUCUGCAAUUUGCACAUUGGAAUUAGGAAUAUGAACUGAAAGAACUAGUCUUGAAAAUGGUUUUGUAUUGUUGAGCACAAUUGUAUUUACUAUUUAGCAUGUGUAAGAUUUAAUUUGCAACAAAUUUCUGGGGGAUGAUUUAGUUGCUGAAUGGUUUU